GGGCGAGGGGAGCCGGGCCGCCCAUGGCGAGGCCGCGCCGCCGCCGCCGCUGCUGACCCGGGGCCGCGCUGGGGCCGGGGCGCCCGCCAUGGGGAACACCGCCUCGUGCUGCGUGUCGUCCAGCCCCAAGCUCCGCAGGAAUGCCCACUCGCGGCUGGAGUCCUGCCGGCCCGACGCCGACCUGAGCCGCGAGGACACGGGCUGCAACCUGCAGCACAUCAGCGACCGGGAGAACAUCGACGAUUUCAACAUGGAAUUCAAUCCUUCAGACCAUCCUCGGGCCAGCACAAUAUUCCUCAGUAAAUCUCAGACAGACGUGAGAGAAAAACGCAAGAGUCUCUUCAUUAACCAUCAUCCUCCAGGACAAAUAGCAAGGAAAUACAGCUCCUGCUCGACUAUUUUCCUAGAUGAUAGCACAGUCAGUCAACCAAACCUCAAGUAUACAAUUAAAUGUGUAGCUCUGGCAAUAUAUUACCACAUCAAAAACAGGGACCCAGAUGGAAGGAUGCUCUUGGAUAUUUUCGAUGAGAACCUUCACCCUCUUUCGAAAUCCGAAGUGCCACCAGAUUAUGACAAACACAACCCAGAGCAGAAGCAGAUUUACCGGUUUGUUCGGACACUGUUCAGUGCUGCUCAGCUGACUGCGGAAUGUGCCAUCGUCACCCUGGUGUACCUCGAAAGGCUUCUAACGUACGCAGAGAUUGACAUCUGUCCGGCCAACUGGAAGCGGAUUGUUCUGGGGGCCAUCCUGCUGGCCUCCAAGGUAUGGGACGACCAGGCCGUGUGGAACGUGGACUACUGCCAGAUCCUGAAGGACAUCACGGUGGAGGACAUGAACGAGCUGGAGCGACAGUUCCUCGAAUUGCUCCAGUUCAACAUCAACGUGCCCUCCAGUGUUUAUGCCAAGUAUUAUUUUGAUCUUCGUUCUCUGGCGGAAGCCAACAACCUGAGCUUCCCCUUGGAGCCCCUUAGCAGGGAGAGGGCCCACAAGCUGGAGGCCAUCUCCCGCCUCUGCGAGGACAAGUACAAGGACCUGCGAAGACCCACGAGGAAGCGGUCAGCGAGUGCUGACAAUCUGACUCUGACCAGGUGGUCCCCGGCCAUCAUCUCCUAACCGUGGGCGUCCCCGCUGGAGGCCGUGCCAUCCCUCAGUUUCUCGUUUAGUUCGAGAAAAGACAGUCUUGGGGUGGUUUUGUUUUGUUUCUCCUUUCCUUUUUUUAAAAUUCAUAGCUCCGCCAGGCUGCCUUGAUGAGCGCCUCCGCGCCGCGCGCACAGGCAGCAGGGCUCCGAGGACGCCAAGUCGGUACCGUGGGAUCCAGUCCGCGCCUUCCCAGCCCCGGAACAGCGCUUCCUUCGUGGAGGAAAGACUCUAACCCUGGAGGAGGAAGGGAAGGGAAAGGAAGUCGGCUAGAGGCAGGGAAAGCGGCUUGGCCAUUUCCUAAGCCCCCCACCGUCGGUCAGUAGCCGGAACCGACAGGAAAGCCCGGCGUAGGUGACGAAGUUGGAUGUGCAUUAAAGUCGCGCGCCGCGUUCACCGCCCCACCCGGAUCAGUAUGUCCCGUAAGACUUCUUGCAUUCCUUCUUGCUGCUUCUCGGGGAUUUGGGGGGGAUUUUUGUUUGUUUUAUUCUGUUUUGGUUUUGGUCCCACAGAGCAGAGAAUAUAGUUUGUACCCACCAUCGCACAGACAUCCAAAUAAAUAGUACUGGCUGUUUCUCUCUGCACAACUCCUGCGAGCUGUCUUCUGAGCUUUCUUCCUCUCCAGGGGGAGCGCUUGUUACGUUUCUGUGCACCUUUAUUUUAGACGGUUUUUCCACAGUGGCGGAAUCAACUUGACUGUAGUGCUGAACCAAACGUAGCCCUUCCCCCCGACUCCUCCCCCAGGAACAUUCUAGAUCACAUGGGUGCUUGUGCCUUCCGGUCCUGCGGUGGUUUCUCUCUGCCCUGACGUCCUGGUGGAGGCUGCUUCCCCCGCGGCCCGCGUGGGAGCCCUUCCUCCCCUGCCCACCCCCCUCCCCUACUUCCACGUCCAUUGUGCAAGCAAUAUUCCUCUCAAUUUUUAUAUGUUUACUUUAAAUCAAAGUUAGUCUAUUUGUAUAAAAUUUUUUUAAAAUCUAAAAUUUAAAAAAACGGGGGUGGGGGUGGGUAUUCCCGUGGAAGAUCAUUGAAGGGCAAAAUGUUCCUAUUUACUGAGGUAUUUUUCACAGAAUGAUUGAAUAAAAAACUCAACUUGCA
This is a messenger RNA of Eubalaena glacialis (North Atlantic right whale), 2233 nucleotides long. It is a transcript of the gene CCNY, whose product is annotated as cyclin Y. Gene Ontology annotation, cellular component: cytoplasmic cyclin-dependent protein kinase holoenzyme complex; plasma membrane. The coding region runs from base 89 to 1114 and encodes 341 amino acids. The record is from RefSeq and is a predicted model, not a curated record. Gene Ontology annotation, molecular function: cyclin-dependent protein serine/threonine kinase activator activity; protein kinase binding. Lineage: Eukaryota; Metazoa; Chordata; Mammalia; Artiodactyla; Balaenidae. The transcript is spliced from 10 exons. Gene Ontology annotation, biological process: regulation of cyclin-dependent protein serine/threonine kinase activity; regulation of canonical Wnt signaling pathway.